AUGCAAUUUCAUAAGGUGGAUACCUCAAUAUGUGACUGUGUGGGGAAUAUAAACUUGUAUGAGCUUGCCCAAGUAUACUCAGAGAAGUGGCUGAACAAGAAAGUCCUCGAAAGGGACGGGGAAUUGAAGACGGUAUGCGCCUUUUGCAGUGCCGCCGAGGAUGAACACACGUCGGAAUGGAGUCUAGGCUCCCAUAUUGUGCAGUCUAGAUCUCCCGUCUUAUGCCCUAAGAUGAUUGAGUCAACCAAGUCGACGCCGCGAUUAAAGAGCAAAUCCAGCAAGUUUAGUCUGAUGAAGCUAUUCACGAAUCGUUUUAACAAAAAAGAAAAAUGUACCUCCGUGGAUGGUUGCGAGGCUCCUUCGGGCGCCACCCUAUCAGUGGAAUGCGUGGGUUUGGGGAAACCCUCGGCGACCGCCGAUUUCGCCGGGCCCCUCGUCUCCAUCGAAGAGGAAACGCCUUACGCGACGCCGCGAAGUGGCUCCCUUGGGGGCGUCAGCAACGCGCUUUUUAUGUGCACCAGCUGCGCGAUGUGUUGUUGUUUACGGCAUACGGAACUGCACAUGCAACACUCCGGCCGGGGGCGUUUGCCGGGGGUAACCGGGGAGCAUAAACGAUCCGCGCCAUCCGACGAGCGAUCCCACCAGUUUGGCUCUCACCACUGCGUGUUCGUCGCGAUCCCGCCGCAAGUGGGGACGCGGCAGAAUUCCCGUUAUGUCCUGGAUGACGUCUCCGACUUUCCCAACGUCUUCCCGACCGCUUUUAUUCGCGAAUUUGAGAACGGGGAGGCGAACCCGCGGUCGAGCUAUGAGUUCUACUCCAACGUCAAGUUGCAGUUGGAUCGGGCGUACAUGGCGAGCAUGCAAGGGAACGGGUCCUCGGUCUCGCGCGAUGACUUUUUUCUCUUUCCCACGCGAGGCGAUUUUCCUUCCCCGGAUGCGGCGAUGCAUGAGGAGAAAGGUGAGGGGCUUUGCGGCACCCUCCCCUUGGUGAACUCGGCCUCCGGUGGGGUCCAUAAACUCAAGGGCGGCGGGGACUCCAGCUCCUACCCCGAACUCCCCUCACCGCAGUUUCAUUACAGCUCCACAAGCCAAUGGAGCCUGCAGGUGCAGUGUUGGCGGUGUGCGAGCACGCCGUGCGAGCUUUCCGGUCUCGUCUACAACCACGAAGACCACCAACACCGCGUGAUGCGUCGGUUAUCCCAGUUGAUGGCGUUGUUGGCGUAUUUGCGGCAUUGCCGGGUGGGUUUGGUUUUUUCCGACCCCUUCGGAUCGCACCAGCUGUCGACCUCGACCUCCAGCAAGCGAGCCGCCUUCGCGACGGCCGAGAAACGGCUGCCGGUUUCCCUCUCGAAGAUGCAGCGGGCGCGGAAGUCGACCGAGAUGCUCGAAUACACGACGAGUUAUUAUAACGACUUGGGGGAGACCAGGGCGCGCAACGGCAGCGGCGGAGAGGCCACCCAUUCGGUUCGGAAUGCGCACCUUUCCCGGGAUGAACUCGAGAUGCUUCUGGUGCGGGCGAAAAUUAGCGGUUUCGUCAAUCCGGGGUAUUUUUGCUAUGUCAACGCCGUUCUGCAGUGUGUGCUGCGGUGCGUCUUCCUAACCCGACCCCUUCUGCGGAUGUCGCCCUCUCAAAGCCCUGGCGACCUUACCACCGCGAUGCACAACUUAAUUCGUCAUCUCGACAUGCAAACCUCAUUGGAUAUUCGCAGUGGUAGCGCCUACCACCUCGUGCGGCGGGUGUAUACCGAGAUCUGCAAAAUAUCUUCACUUUUCGAGCAAGACGAACAACAAGAUGCGCAGGAGUUUCUGCUUUGCCUGCUAAACGGCAUCGCAGAUGAGUUUGACAAGGGCCGGAGCGCCGAGGAAAAGCGAAAGUCCAAUCGCAUCAGCUUCGAAGGGGUGACGCGGACAGAUGUGGUGUGCUCGAGCUGCCAUCACACGGUCUCCCGCGAGGAGAUGUUCAUGCUUCUUUCCAUUCCAGUAAAACGGAGUAUCGCGGAAGGGAUCAAGAUGGCGCUCGCGCCCACCCGCCUUCGCGGGAAAGACCUCUACGCCUGCGAGUACUGCUUCCACCUCCUCCAACUAGAGGAGAAGGAGGCGCAUAACAAACUCGCGCGUGAGCAGAAGAAGCGGUCCCUUGCCCCGCCGUCUUCUUCGCCCUUUUCCUCGCCAUCACUUCCGCCGUUUUCACCCCCUUUGGGAAGGCGGGAGGUCGUCGAGAGUUGUGUGUAUCGCGAGGCCGAAGUCCGGCGGAGUAUCACGCGACUCGGGGGUACCCUCGCGGUGCAUCUUCUGCGUUUUCAUUACAACUCCACCGCGCGAGAUUUUAUAAAGGUAAACACCCCAGUGGAGAUCACGAUGGAGCUCGACCUCCACCCGUACGUCGGGCAGGAGGUGGCGGAACUUUACGCCAAUCAACGCCGGAUCUCACGGACGCAAGGGCUCUUCCCCACGCGCGCUGCCUGCGGCCUUCCCGCGCGAAAAUCUUCGGGAGGAAGAGGAGGGGGAGGGGGAGGGAGAACGCCUCCUGCAGCGUCGUCCACGUCAACCAUACCGCGGACGGUGCAUUCGCCGCUGUCGUUUUCGUUUUCCAAUCUCUUAGAAGCGGGGGGAGGGAGAGGGGAAGGAGAAGAAGAGGGGAAGGGCCCGAAGCGGCUGCUUUCCCUGACGAGCGCGCAGUUUGAUGCGUUUGGGGAGGGCACACGGCGCACCCCUACGCUCGUGCGGCGGCUCGUGGGGAUCCUCACUCACUAUGGAUCCCUCGAUGUCGGGCACUUCAUCGCGUACGUGCGGAGUUUAUCGGUGCCAGACGUGUGGUUUUGCUGCGAUGACGACGUCGUGGCGGUGGUAGAUGAGGAGACGGUGCGUGGAUGCUCAUCGGAGGUAUACAUGGCGUUUUACGAAUGA
This is a messenger RNA of Phytomonas sp. EM1, 2907 nucleotides long. NCBI's taxonomy places the organism in Eukaryota, Euglenozoa, Kinetoplastea, Trypanosomatida, Trypanosomatidae. The record is from the annotation of a GenBank genome assembly.